AUGUCGUCCACACCACGACGCCCAGAGCAGCUUGACAUACGGUCAAAGUCUGCAAUGUCCGUCUCGAGGCCACUGAGAUCCCCUCGACUCCAUGUCGCGGGUGAGGCGCCUCCGGAGCUCUCGCCUCUGGAUGCUUUUGCCAUGCAGAGCCGGCUGCUUGCCAAACAACUUGAAGAGAGCGCAAGGCAGGGCCGGCGCAUGAGCCGUUUGCCGCCUCUGACUACCGAUAGCCCGUUAAUUGUACAAGGCCGUUCCGAAUAUUUUCGCUCCCUAUCCCAAGACUCUGGAAGCGAUGAGGCUUACACACCGCAGCACAACGUCGGCCUGGGCCUGAGACACGAGGUCGACGAGGACGUGGACAGCCGACCAAAGUCGAUGCACCCGCGCAUGAGCCGCAUCCCGCCCACCCCUAUCGAGUCGUCCAUUCCGAUGACCGCUCGACCGAACUUCGAUGCCCUGAACAGGCAGCACUCGAACGAAAGCGUAGAAGGAGAGAUCUUUCUCGGAAUAGGAGCCCGUAGGGAGGAGUCGCCCCAGCCCCUCGACCGCAGCCCCGAGGCUGAGCGACGAUCCGCUUCGGCCAUGGGAACACGAGAGAGCAUGGCGCGCUCACCACCACCGGCACCGACUUUGACUCGGGCUAUGACUUCCCCGGAUUACAUCCAGAAGCAGGGCUCGUUUGAGCACGGUGGUCUGCUGCCACCUCGCCCUCUGUUUCCCAAGCGAUCUUCGAGCAUCAUGUCUUCGACCCUAGAAUCGACUGACGAGGAUGGACUUGGUUCGUUGGGAACAUCGUUUCACUCUCAGCACUCUCAGGGUUCCCGCAAGAUGUCUACCAGCAGCAGCAUCUUGUCUCCUCUGGGCCGCAGUCAACGGUCGCCCUCUAUCUCAUCGGACAUGUCCGUACUACAAAAGCCAUCUUUUAACUUUUCCAGGCCCAUGAGCAGGGCAGAAACCCCAUCCUUCGAGUUUCCAGCUCGGCAGCCGUCCUCCGACAGCCAUACGUCGUUUGUCUUGGUUGAUAAUGAGGCGCAUACCCCGGUCAGCAUGAACGGCGAUGGUUUCCCUGACCCUGACGGUAAUCAUUCCUUCCACAAUGUGCAGUUCACUUUGCCACGCGGAAAGUCUGUUCGGCGAGCGGAAGAUGAGAGGCCCGAAGUUGGUACUCCCCUUAGGCAGGUUACUACCAAUGAGCGGCCUCCAUUGCCUAGCUCAAAUGAGCUUCACCCCCGUUCUCCCGUGUCUGGACAGCCUCCUCCAUCGCCAUCGAGCUCAGUAGGACCUCGUCUAUCCGAAGACCGCCUCAGGCGGAUACCAUCCGAGCGCAGCAACGUGACCCUCGAGGUUCCCAGGUCAGCCUCAACACGGCAACCGUCACCAGAAGCCAUUGGUCGCCUCUCAACAGACAGCGCCCUCGAGCGCGCCCGACCAUCAACGUCUCCAACACCCGACAGCAAUCAAAACAAGACGGCCACCCCAACGGCGACAGCAGCACCCUCCAUCGCUGCUACCAACGACACAGCAGCCACCCUCAAAGCUACACGCUCUCUAGGCCAAUCUACCGGGCAUCACACCAUGGCCGAAAUGACCGCGGAAGAGCACGUCUCCAAAGCCGUCGCCCUACACGAAAAGGGUGCGCUGCAAGAAUCCACUUGGCAUCUCAGUCACGCAGCAAAACAGGGCCACCCCACGGGUAUGCUGCUCUUCGCCCUCGCCUGCCGACACGGAUGGGGUAUGAGACCAAAUCAGCGCGAGGGAGUAGAAUGGCUAAGAAAGGCCGCGGCAAGUGUCAAUUUGGAAUUGCAGCAGGAUGACGACAAGACGAAAGAAGGAAAGUCGGUGGAUAAGGUGGAGCAUAAGGCGAGAAAGGCGCAGUUUGCGUUGGCGCUUUAUGAGUUGGGUGUGUCUCAUAUGAAUGGGUGGGGAAUUGAGCAGGACAAGGUUUUGGCGUUGAGGUGUUUUGAGAUUGCUGGGUCAUGGGGAGACAUCGACGCCCUAGCGGAAGCUGGGUUCUGCUAUGCUCAGGGUAUUGGGUGCAAGAAGAAUCUGAAGAAGAGCGCCAAGUAUUAUCGGGAGGCGGAGGCGAAGGGGAUGAGUAUGGUUGGGAAUAGCUGGAUUCACAAACCAAAAUACGCCGAUGAUGCAAAAGACUCGAAACACUCCCGUACCAAGUCCAAGACUAGGAAAGGACUGUUCGGGAGGAAGUCGAGCACUCAUUCUUGA
Neurospora tetraspora is the source of this 2223-nucleotide messenger RNA. RefSeq lists its product as uncharacterized. Gene Ontology annotation, cellular component: cell division site. The record is from RefSeq and is a predicted model, not a curated record. The transcript is spliced from 3 exons. Bases 1 to 2223 code for a protein of 740 amino acids. Gene Ontology annotation, molecular function: protein binding. Gene Ontology annotation, biological process: negative regulation of G2/M transition of mitotic cell cycle. NCBI's taxonomy places the organism in Eukaryota, Fungi, Ascomycota, Sordariomycetes, Sordariales, Sordariaceae.